Rangifer tarandus platyrhynchus (Svalbard reindeer) is the source of this 1263-nucleotide messenger RNA. NCBI's taxonomy places the organism in Eukaryota, Metazoa, Chordata, Mammalia, Artiodactyla, Cervidae. The record is from the annotation of a GenBank genome assembly.
AUGCUGGCGGGGACCGAGGUGAAGAGGAAAGAAGAGUUCCGGAGGCUGGCUUUUCAGCCUUGUGUUCCUUUGGUGAGGGGCGUCCCUGUAGCCGAGCAGCUCUGCCUCCUUCUGCAUCUGCUCCCCUCAGCGCCCUUCCCUCCCCCUGCGCACAGGCUCCUCUCCCCUCGCCCCACCUCUCUCUCACCUGACAGCCUGGCCUGUCUGCACGCAAGCAUCACACUCGGUCGUUGUCGCUGUCCUGUGAGGACACGUCUCAGGUACCUGCUCCGAAUGUGUGGAAGUGACACCGUGCCAGCCAAGCCCCAGCCCUGUCUAGACGCCUGGCAGCUCGCACUUCUGUUGGUUCCUCGCCCCGAGACCACCGAGGCCACCAAGAGAAGAAGCUGCUCUAGCCGCCAGGGGAUGGGAGGAGACACGGAGGAGACGUGGAGACCCGAGGCCGCGCGGCCAGCAUCCCGCCCGGAGAGCCGCGAGGCUCGGCGGACCUUCCAGCUCAGGAGCCCCCCAGCUGACUGCAGCAGAGGGUGCCAACCCAGCAGGGACUCCCAGCAGAGUGCAGAGUCAGGAGAGAUGGGCAGUCCUCGGUGUUUUCAGCUCCUGAGUUUUGGAGUCGUUAGUUGUGUUAAAAAAGGUACUGUCCAAGGCAGCAGCCCCACUAUGACCUCUUGGGUUUCGAGGCUGCUUCCUAGGAAUGGCCGUUCCCUGGCUACAGCAUCAGAGAAGCAGCGAGCUGAGGACCGCCGUCGGCACCAGGAGGCCUACGGGUACUUCUUGCCCAUCCAGACAAGGUGGCAGGACAAUGACCAGUACGGCCACGUGAACAAUGUCGUGUACUACAGCUACUUCGACACGAUUAUCAACCAGUAUUUGAUCAGGUACUGCGGCCUGAAAACGGGCUUGCUGACGUCCCCCAUGGUGGGCUUCAUGGCGACCAAUCAGUGCACCUUCCACACACCGGUCAGCUUUCCUCAGAUCCCAGUGGCUGCAUUGGCCGUGGAGAAAGUGGGUCGCUCCAGCGUGCACUACCGCCUUGCUCUGUUCCCGCCUAAGCCCACCAAGGAGACGCCUUCCGUCGACCACUGGGACCUCAGCGAUGGAUUCUUCUUCGGCCACCCCAAGCUGGCUCACUUUGCCGCUUUGGCCUGUACUACAGGGUCUUCAGUCCAUGUCUUUGUCAAUCCAGCCACCAGCAAGCCGGUGGGCCUUCCCGAAGACUUCCGGAGGGGCCUCCUGCGGCUGAUGAGACCGGCUCCAGGGUGA